Molecule: messenger RNA, 1125 nt
Organism: Abrus precatorius (Indian licorice)
Lineage: Eukaryota; Viridiplantae; Streptophyta; Magnoliopsida; Fabales; Fabaceae
Product: protein MKS1-like
Exons: 1
Coding region: 15-773 (252 amino acids)
Cellular component (GO): nucleus
Source: RefSeq, a predicted model, not a curated record
AAAUUAGAAUAACUAUGCUUGUCCACUCAUCAUCAUCAUCAUCAUCCUCCUCCUCCUUCACUCUUCACCCUUUCUCCUCAAAUCACAACAACAUGGAAUUCCCAGACAUUCCCACAGGAAGAUCACCAAGAAGAGAACUCCAAGGGCCACGUCCCACUCCACUGAGAAUACACAAAGACUCUCACAAGAUCAAGAAACCACCGUUGGCACCACAACCCUCCCAACCCCAACCUCCACCGCGCCAACCCAUCAUAAUCUACACCGUUUCUCCAAAGAUAAUCCACACCACACCAAGUGACUUCAUGAACCUCGUUCAACGCCUAACUGGCUCCUCCUCAACGUCGUCGGAACCUCCGUCCAAUACCAACGACCCUUUCAACUCCGGCGACGGAAUGGUAUCUCCGGCGGCUCGUUAUGCCACCAUAGAGAAAGCCAUGUCCCCUAUGGGAAAGAAACAGCUUCUCCCAAGUGGUGAUAUAAUAAGCGAUGUGGAAGGGAUAGAGAUUAUGGGUCAUGGCGUUGAAAGACAACAAAGUAUGUUUCAAGGGAUUUUGUCUCCAGGACCCGCUUCACUCUCUCCCAUUCCUUCCAAUUUUUUCUCUCCUCCUUCUUCUGAUCCAUCCAUGGUUAGCUUCCUUCAUGAUUUGAGUCCUGUGCUUCACAGUACCAGAAAUUUUAUGGAGGGUGGUUUCGUCAUGCCUAGCCCUUCCAAUUUCAACUUUCUUUCGCCUCAUACUCCCUCUAUAGACUUAUUCAACUACUUCUUAGAUUAAUAAUUUCUUGCCUUUUAUUGUUCAAUUUAGUUACAUUAUAGUGUUAAUUUCAAUCAUACAGAAGAAGGAUAUACUUGAAUCCGAAUUAGGGUAUGGUUUGAUUACUUUGUUGAGUUGUUGUGUAGUUUCGGAGGAUGUUAAGAAAAAAGGGGCAAAGUGGAAAUUGGUUUGUUGCUCUUUCGGUGGUUAGUACUUAGCUGGAAUUUGGAAACUUCGUAAUUGGAUUUAUUUUUGGGCCAUUUAUGCUCAUAUUUGUUAUGACCUUAACCGUUGACCUCAUUCUUUGUCAUGUAUUGUACAUUGCAUUUUGUUAGUUGAGACAUCGGCACUAAUUAUAUUAAAUUCCAUUCUU